CGAAAGAAUCAAUAUGGCGGCUUUGCAGGAAAGAAAACUACAAGAAGGUCUUCGGUUGUUAAAAGAGGCUGAAAAAUUUGAAAAGACCAGUUGGUUAAAAUGGAAACCUGACUGGGACAGUGCAGCAGAUAAAUACAUGAAAGCUGGAACAUGUUUCAAAACUGCCAAAUCUUAUGACAGAGCUGCUGAUGCAUUCAAGAAAGCUGCUGAUGCCCACUCUAAUUCCAAUGCCUUGUUCCAUGCAGCAAAGGCUUUAGAACAAGCUGCUUCAGUACUAAAGGAAAUGAAAAAUGUAACAGAGGCUGUUUCUUUGGUGGAAAGAGCAGUUGAGAUGUACAGACAAAGUGGUAACCCAGAUACAGGGGCUUUUGCCCUCAUCAGAGGAGCCAAGAUGUGCGAUAACAGUGAUCCAGCAAAGGCAGCUGAGUUAUACAUCUCAGCCAGUGAAAUGAAUGUUUCUGAAGACAAAGUUAGGGAGGCCAUUGAACCUUUGUCAAAGGCUAUCAACCUUCUUUUAAAACUAAGAAGAUUUCCAGAGGCUCUGAAGGUUAUGAGACAACAGAUAAAACUAUAUGAGCAAGUGGAGAACUUUCAAAUGAUGUUCAAGGUUGUUCUCAGCAUGGUUGUUGUUCAUCUUCAUGAGAGUGACUAUGUAGCUGCAGAUAACUGUUACAAAGAAUCUUUUGAAAUUCCAGGGUUUGGCAGUUCAGAGGAAGCAGUUGCAGCUGAAAAAGUUUUGAACUGUUUUGAUCAAGGUGAUGCUGAUGGAUUGAAAAGUUGUACAUCACAAGCUCUCUUUACAUACUUAGACAAUGAGAUUGCCAAGCUGUCUCGAAGUCUUCGUGUUCCAGGUGACACAGGAGCAAAAGGAUUCACAGAAAAAAGACUUGUCACAAAUUCAAAUGAUGACCAUUUAAAAACUGACCCACAGCUGUCUGCAAACCCAGAAUUAAACUACACAGGUCAAAAAGAGGCAAGCAAUGAACAGGCCAUAGAAGAUGAGCUAGAGGAGGGUGGGCUCUGUUAGGGUUGUGGAGGAAAUGGCCAGAGGAGGUGGGGAACAAUUUCCAAUCAAUAUUUUUGCUCUGGAAAUUAGGAUGUGAAGAUUCCUUGGAAAAAUUACUUGUGUUGAAGCCAAAAGAAACUGUGAGAAUACACUCUUCAAACAAACUUGGUAUCAGGUGCCAAACUCGUAAACACUCUCAGCCUAACUAGCAUAAAUUUUCUUCAUCAUGGAGAUUUCAAACUCAACCAAUUUUUUUUUUUAAUUUUAUUUUUUUUAGGUGGAAAUUGGUAAGGUAGAAAUAAAUUCAGGGCCAACAUAAAUAGUCAGUGAAACUAAGUGCAGGAAAUUAAAAAAAAUAUGUUACCUAUUAAUUUAUAUAGAAAAUGUUGGAAACCUAGAAAUGUGGGUUGCAUGCUGUUGUUUAGGGAACCUAAAACAGACCAAGAACAAUUUGGGAAAAUUCUGCUGGAAAUCAAUUAAUUUUUUUUUAAGGUUCAAAUAGUGCAAACUUUAUCAAUUUCUAAAACCUUUUAUUACCUUAUGUCUUUUAUGACUUUUUUUUUGUCUAUAAUGAAAAUGUUGGCAAACAAACAAUUUACAGUGCUAAACUACCAUUAAUUCAAAGCUCUGGCAACUCAAACAAAGUGAUACAUAUAACAUAGAAUUAAACUAUGCACUGCGCACCACUUACCAAGAAAAACUGGGAAAAUGAUCACGCUUUUCUCUAAUUGGUCCAUUACAACAAUAACUGUGGAGGAAAACACUAGCUGUAUGCUUUUGUAACUAUUUUAGAAAUCAGUAAUUUUUGUUGACUUUUAAAAGCUUUUACUUCAACAAAGUGCAAUGCAGAAUUCCUGUACUGCACUCUGUUACUUAUUUACAUGUAUGGACUCAUUAGUGACCAAUCAAGAGUUUUAUAAUAAACUGAAGAGUUAUUAUAUACUCAAGGUACCAGUUUAGCUGCAUAAUGCAUCCAAAUAAAAUGGCUUAGAACUCAG
This is a messenger RNA of Pocillopora verrucosa, 2004 nucleotides long. RefSeq names its product gamma-soluble NSF attachment protein. Gene Ontology annotation, biological process: intracellular protein transport. Gene Ontology annotation, molecular function: soluble NSF attachment protein activity; syntaxin binding. NCBI's taxonomy places the organism in Eukaryota, Metazoa, Cnidaria, Anthozoa, Scleractinia, Pocilloporidae. The record is from RefSeq and is a predicted model, not a curated record. Gene Ontology annotation, cellular component: SNARE complex; vacuolar membrane.